AUGCCUUUCUUCCGCCCCUAUAUGACUCUUUCGAGCUUCAAUCGACAGGCUGCUCCUCAAGCUCUCCGACACCAACCUACAGCACGUUUCAUCUCUUCCACCCCGAUACGAUUUAGUCAAGGUUACGGUGAUGGCGAAGGAGAUCCAAAAGGAGAGACUCCUCAGGAUCAAGGGAGCUCUAAUGAGACCAAACACAAUGCCGAGCAUCCUGGUCCAGCACCUCCAUCUGAAGGACAGGGCACUGGUGCAGGGCCAACGAAAGGCGGAUCUGGAGGAUCACCAGAGGAAGCAUCGGCACAAUCAGGAGGAUCUAGGUCCAAAGACGCCAAAGAGACUGGGUCCAGCCCAACUGGAGGCGCCGUAGGCGACAGCGGAGGUAAGAGUCCUGACAAAAAAGCGGCAUCACCACGGAUUCACGACAAGAACGUGCCAGGCCAUGAUAAUACUUCGGACAAGCAAGCUGAAGUUGAGAAGCACAAUAAAGAGUUCGAGCAAGGCCAUGAUCGCGCUCCGCCGGCUGCAGAAGACAAAGUUGACAAGAAAUUCUGGAAGGGCCAUGGAGGAGCAGAUCGGGAGUCAUAA
Mollisia scopiformis is the source of this 582-nucleotide messenger RNA. RefSeq lists its product as uncharacterized. NCBI's taxonomy places the organism in Eukaryota, Fungi, Ascomycota, Leotiomycetes, Helotiales, Mollisiaceae. Bases 1 to 582 code for a protein of 193 amino acids. The record is from RefSeq and is a predicted model, not a curated record. The transcript has 2 exons.